Molecule: messenger RNA, 486 nt
Organism: Fusarium keratoplasticum
Lineage: Eukaryota; Fungi; Ascomycota; Sordariomycetes; Hypocreales; Nectriaceae
Product: Endoribonuclease L-PSP/chorismate mutase-like protein
Exons: 2
Coding region: 52-486 (144 amino acids)
Cellular component (GO): cytosol
Molecular function (GO): deaminase activity
Source: RefSeq, a predicted model, not a curated record
UGUACUUGUUUUUACCCAACCCCUCACAUACAAACUUUGCAACUGAAUACGAUGGCCGGUCUCCAGUACUUCAAUUACCCCGGAGUGGGCACCAGCAACAGAGAACGGUUUUCAUACAGCCAAGCUGUCAGGGUCGGAGACACGAUCCAGUGCUCUGGGCAGGGAGGAUGGGAUCCGGAGGGCAAAGUGAAUCACAUUCCCACCGAGAUCAACGCCCAGAUCGACCAAGCUUUCAAAACCGUGGAGCAUAACCUUAAAUAUGCUGGUGGACAAGAAUGGUCUCAGGUCUUUCGGAUUAACUCGUAUCAUGUCCCCCUGAAUGACGAAGCCGUUGCGGCAAUGUCCAGGAAUUUCAAGAAGUGGAUGCCAAACCAUCAGCCAAUCUGGACCUGCGUUGGAGUUACGAGACUUGGGGAGGACGAUAUGCGUGUGGAGAUUGAAGUAGUGGCAUAUGACCCGGAUGGUGCGAAGACCGCCGCGGCCUAG